UCAGCUUGUAAUUAUGAUCCACUUUUUGUAGCUUGGAUACUUUUCCUUAUGCUGGAACAACCACCACAUGUGAAUCACUAUACAUGGGAGUUCCUUGUGUCACUAUGGGAGGUUCCAUACACGCUCAUAAUGUUGGUGUGAGUCUUCUUAAGACAGUUGGGUUACAGAACCUUGUGGCGAGGAAUGAAGACGAGUAUGUUGAGUCGGCUAUACAGUUGGCUUCAGAUGUUACAUCUCUGUCGAACUUGAGAAUGAGUCUUCGAGAACUCAUGUCAAAAUCACCACUUUGUGAGGGGACACAGUUCACCCAAAAUCUUGAGUCAAUAUACAGGAGUAUGUGGCGCAGGUACUGUGAUGGAGAUGUGCCAUCUUUGAGGCGCAUUGAAUUAUUACAACAGCAGCAGCAGACACAAACAGAGCCGGUGGUUCCCGAAGAGUCACCUGUGAAGUCAGUGGAAAAAACCACGAUUUCUGCUUCAAAAGACGGGUCAAUUAAAGAGAAUGGGUUCACUACAAUGCCACCUUUGGUAUAUAAUAACUCCUCUACUGGUGAAGAAAAGGUGCAGUUAAAUCAAAAUAGUAAUCCUGGUAGCUGAGUUGAGAGUUGUUGGAUCAAUGAGUCUGUCUGUUUAGAAGAAGUCGGGAAUGAUUGGUAAUAGAAGCCAAGAUUCAAGAACAAGUCUUGCGAUAGCGUGUGUGAAAUCAGACCAAGCCUCUUGUAUCAUAUAAUUUAUGAGGCACUUAUGCGCUAAAUUGAACGACUGACUUGGUUAAUGGCUGCAAUUAUCUCUGUUGCAGAGUGUGCAGGCAUAAUUCUUUUUCGGAAAAGAAUGUUGGAAGGGCUAGUGAAAUUAUUAUUUGUUCCAGAAAUAGAAUUGUAGUUAUUAGGAUACGGGUUGUAUUAGUUAUUUCUCUCUUGCCCGAGUUCAGGUGGGAUUUUAUGCCCUUCCCGUUGUAAGAAGUAUAGCAGACUCAGAUCCUCUUUCUAGUGGAACGAUCGGUUAUUUUCUUUUUUCUAUUUAACUUUUAAGAAUUUUAUCUUCCAAA
Messenger RNA from Nicotiana tabacum (common tobacco), 1047 nucleotides. The record is from RefSeq and is a predicted model, not a curated record. Lineage: Eukaryota; Viridiplantae; Streptophyta; Magnoliopsida; Solanales; Solanaceae.